Pyrus x bretschneideri (Chinese white pear) is the source of this 2042-nucleotide messenger RNA. Its product is annotated as homogentisate phytyltransferase 1, chloroplastic-like. The record is from RefSeq and is a predicted model, not a curated record. Gene Ontology annotation, cellular component: membrane. The transcript has 12 exons. Bases 308 to 1534 code for a protein of 408 amino acids. Gene Ontology annotation, molecular function: prenyltransferase activity. Lineage: Eukaryota; Viridiplantae; Streptophyta; Magnoliopsida; Rosales; Rosaceae.
AUGUCAGAAGCGAAGGUCCCAAGCAUUCACGGGCUUCUGAAUUGCAAUUUGCACUACACGUCACUGACUGUUUUGCCACAUGGUCAAAUUGAAAGGCACUGGUACCCGUGUGGACAAUGGACUUGCAAGUCGCAUCCAUUGCAUUUUUCAUGGUAUCAAAUAACCUCACUAGUUAUGUUUUAAUUACGUAACUCCCCCUCUCCCCCUCUCCCCCUCUCCCUCUCCUGAGUGCUUUGCUUAAAGGCACUGAGUUUUCACAGUGGUCUCAGUUGAACUGAAGCAUCAGUUUCUUUAUUUGCUUAAGCACAUGGACUCUGCGCUUGUUAGGUCCUUCUCCAAAGCAUCUUUGGGUGGGAACGUUCGGAGAAGGGAUAAUCUCCACAAGAACUGCUUUUCAGGUUCAUAUGUAGCAGUCAGAGUUUCAAGGCGCAGAGCAUGGGAUAUCCUAGAAAGUUACUGUGGUGUUGGAUUUCAGCAACAUAUUUUUCAGCAAAAUACCAGAGGCACUAAGGAAAAGUCUACAUUCUACAGGAGGCAUGAUAAAAAGUUCUUGGUGAAUGCUACUACAGGCCACCCUCUUGAAUCUGAAUCUAAAGCCUAUAAUCCGAAAAGCAUAUGGAACUCUAUCAAAAAUGCCAUAGAUGCUUUUUACAGGUUUUCAAGGCCGCACACAGUUAUAGGCACAGCAUUAAGCAUAAUUUCAGUUUCUCUCCUUGCAGUCAAGAAUCUGUCAGAUUUGUCUCCAUUAUUUUUCACGGGGGUGCUGGAGGCUGUAGUUGCUGCUCUCUUUAUGAAUAUUUACAUUGUUGGGUUGAAUCAGUUGUCUGACAUCGAUAUAGACAAGGUUAACAAGCCUUAUCUUCCGUUGGCAUCUGGGGAAUAUUCAGUUGGAACCGGCAUCAUGAUUGUGACAUCUUUUCUAAUUAUGAGCUUUUUGCUUGGAUGGGUUGUUGGUUCAUGGCCAUUGUUUUGGGCCCUUUUCAUCAGUUUUGUACUUGGAACUGCUUAUUCAAUCAAUUUGCCAUUAUUGAGAUGGAAGAGGUCUGCUGUGGUUGCUGCAAUGUGUAUCCUAGCUGUUCGGGCAGUGAUAGUCCAACUUGCUUUUUUCCUGCACAUGCAGAUGCAUGUGUACAAAAGACCCGCUGCCUUCUCGAGGCCACUAAUCUUUGCAACUGCAUUUAUGAGCUUCUUCUCAAUUGUUAUAGCAUUAUUUAAGGACAUACCUGAUAUUGAUGGAGAUAAAAUAUUCGGCAUCAGGUCUUUUACAGUACGCAUGGGACAAAAGCGGGUCUUUUGGAUUUGUAUUUCGCUACUUGAAAUGGUUUACAGUGUUGCCAUUUUAGUGGGAGCAUCAUCUGGCUUCACGUUGAGCAAAUGCGUCACGGUUUUGGGACAUACAAUUUUGGCUGUGGUACUGUGGAACAGAGCCAAAUCUGUCGAUCUCAACAGCAAAGCUGCAAUCACAUCCUUUUACAUGUUUGUAUGGAAGGUAAAUGCUUACUACCACUACUUGAAUGCAACUGCAGUGGAAUAAAGUAUAUCAAAAACCAAAGGUGACCCUAAUUUGCCUCAUCAGUUUUGCUGUUAACAUCUUACAAACAUUCCACACGCUAAUUCAAGCCCUCAUAUUGCUGUUUCUAGUAUUGCUUAUUGGUUGCUUUAUCUUUAUCGAGGGCUCGAAUUUUGUUCAGGCACAACAAAUGCCUAUAUUCUUGGAGAUGAGAAAAUCCCUCAAAAACUCUUUAAGAACUGUUGGUUUGUGCGGUCUGGAAAUUGGACUCCGUCUGGAGACUCCAACCUAAGACCGAUUUCCAGCUUUACUUGUUUCAACGUGCCAGUUGCUACCAUUGAUUUUAUGGAUUGUACACAACUUGUUUGUGAUUUCAUUUAUGUAUGUUUAAAUUCCAAUGUGGCAUACGUUUUAUUCAUUUCUUUCUGUUUUCUUCUUGCAGCUUUUCUACGCUGAGUAUCUACUUAUACCGCUUGUUAGAUGACGAUGCAACUUAUUUCAGAGUAAAGGUUGUUUUCGGAAUCUUAAGAGG